Clupea harengus (Atlantic herring) is the source of this 2709-nucleotide messenger RNA. It is a transcript of the gene mpped2a, whose product is annotated as metallophosphoesterase domain containing 2a. The record is from RefSeq and is a predicted model, not a curated record. NCBI's taxonomy places the organism in Eukaryota, Metazoa, Chordata, Actinopteri, Clupeiformes, Clupeidae. The transcript is spliced from 7 exons. Gene Ontology annotation, molecular function: hydrolase activity. Bases 614 to 1498 code for a protein of 294 amino acids.
AGACAAAUUUUCUGUUUUAAAAAUUGAAUUGUUGUAGAACUCGACGUGGUUAUCUCGUAUUAUGUGGUGUCAUAGGUUCAAUUUGGUUGCUUUUCCUCUUUCUCUCAGAUAAGUCAUCAGAUUGAAAGAGUACACUCAGUUCUUGAAAUACGUAUUCUGCUCAACUUAACCUCGUUUCCCUACAUUUUAUCCCACCUAGGGAGAGUUAAACAGAAGGGCGCACAUGUUGAGAGCUUUAUCAAGAGCAAAGUCGUGUAUUUAAAAUGCAACGGCAGGUUUUAGCUGGCUAAGCUAGUUGGUGCUAGCAAGCUACUAAGGUAAGCGGUCGGUUUUGCAGAAUACGCAAAGUGUACCAACGUUGCACAUUGUUUAAUGUGCAGUUGUGCACCAUUUCAUAGGCUCCCUCAAAGAAUACCGGAACAAAGUUUAUGAAUGAAUAAUAUUAAACUGUGAUCCUGUUCACGUGUAGCGCUGAGUGGUGAGACAGAGGAGGAGGACAACGUCGUUUUUCCUGUUUUUUUCUCCACCCGGGAGGCAGUUCUUGAAGGAUGCCGGCCGUGUGUCUCAGGGCAGAGGCCUGCUGAUUUCUCUGAUGUUGUGACUGUAAAGCAGGAUGGCCCACGGAAUGCCGACACAGGGCAAAGUGACCAUCACCGUGGACGAGUACAGCUCCAACCCCACACAAGCCUUCACCCACUACAACAUCAACCAGAGCCGCUUUCAGCCGCCCCAUGUCCACAUGGUGGACCCUAUCUCGUAUGACAGUCCCAAGCCAGGGGGCCACACGCGUUUCGUGUGUGUGUCCGACACACACUCGCGGACAGAUGGCAUCCAGAUGCCAUACGGCGACGUUCUGCUGCACACGGGCGACUUCACUGAGCUGGGCCUCCCCUCCGAGGUCAAGAAGUUUAACGACUGGCUAGGCGGUCUCCCGUACGAGUACAAGGUGGUGAUCGCAGGAAACCACGAGCUGACCUUCGACAAGGACUUCAUGGCUGACCUGGUCAAGCAGGAUUACUAUCGCUUUCCCUCUGUGUCCAAGUUGAAACCUGAGGACUUUGAUAAUGUUCAGUCCCUGCUCACAAACUGUGUUUACCUGAAAGACUCGGACGUCACCAUCAAGGGCUUUCGAAUAUACGGGGCACCGUGGACCCCCUGGUUUAAUGGCUGGGGCUUUAACCUGCCGCGGGGACAGUCCCUGCUUGAUAAAUGGAACCUCAUACCUGAGGGCAUCGACAUCCUCAUGACCCACAACCCGCCCCUCGGGUUUCGGGACUGGGUUCCUAAAGAGCUCCAGAGGGUGGGUUGCGUGGAGCUGCUGAACACGGUGCAGAGGAGGGUCCGGCCCAAACUGCACGCCUUCGGGGGCAUCCAUGAAGGUUACGGCCUCAUGACGGACGGCUACACGACCUUCGUCAACGCCUCCGUCUGCACGGUCAGCUUCCAGCCCACCAACCCCCCCAUCGUGUUCGACCUGCCCAACCCGAGCAGCUCGUGAGGGGCUCGUCGGAGCCAAGGACACCCUCCGUUUCUUUUAGUUUUUUUUAACAGUAAUUCUUUUCUUGUGUUUUCUCUUUUCCAAAAUAUUAGUCUUUUUGUAUACUGUCGUUGGAGGGUGGAUAGUUUUUGGGAGUUAUUGGGGAUUGGGUCGGGGCAGGGGGGUGAUAUUGGAGAGGAGGAGAAGCUAAAACCUGAAUCUGUAAGAUAAAGAAGCAUUGUGAAUUUGUACAAUUUGUUUGCUUUGCAACUUUUUUGCUGAAUACAUGAAUAGUGGAUGACGUUUGUUUUUAUUAAAUAUGUUAUUUCCUUUUUUUUCUUUUUUUUUUAAGGACAAUUAAGCUUCCUUUUGGCUGACAGGGAUACUGCCUUAAACUAGCUUUACAUUUCCUAGCUAGAGCCCCCUUCUUUCUGCUAGCACAAAGAAAGCCUCGUAUUUAUUACCCGUGAUUGAUCCAAAAGGACUCGCAUAUAAGAGCAGUGAAGAACUCGAACGAAUCUCACUCAUCUGUGCUAUAGUGUUUCACUCUGCAGAUUUAAUUGGACAAAAAAAAUGUCUUAAAAAGUAUAAAUGUGUGUAUUCUGUAAAUUGUCUACUAAAAUGUUUGUUCUGAACGUCUCCUAAAUGAGAGAUGGUUUUUCAUUUUGCUUGUAAGUGAUAUAUUAUAUAUUAUGUGCAAAAUGCACAGGUGGUCUUUUUUGUUCUCAUCAAAGUUUCCUCUAAUGUUGAUAUAAUGUAAGCCACCUCAAUACCUGCCUGGCAUUAAUGCCGUUGUGUAAGACAGAAUCAGCUCUUGGAAUAUAAGGUAUUGGCAAUCUGAAAGAUUAUGUUCUUCUAUAUAAUUUUCCUCUCUUUCGCUCUUUCUCUCUCUCGCUCUCUGUCUGUCUAUCCAUAUAUCUCUGCAAGCCUGCCUAAAAAAGGUUUAGUUGUCCAUCGGUAUGUUAAAUAUGAUAGUUUUUGUGUUUUUAUUCCUUUGGUUUCUAAUUUUUUGCACUGUGUGUAAAUGCAAUCUUGCUAGCACAAAAAAAUGUUGCCAAUAGUUUCAACUCCGCCAUUGUAAAUUGUCCCAUGGCUCUCUGAGUUAGAUUGUCUUGUUCAACAUUGAAAGUUUAGAGCCGCUGUUUUUUUUUCCUCUUCUUCUUCUUCUUCCAGGUCAUUGUGAUAUAUCUAGCUGCCUUUAUAUGCAAAUAAAAUUGCAAGAUUUUUACUUA